Messenger RNA from Colletotrichum scovillei, 1034 nucleotides. RefSeq names its product mago nashi. NCBI's taxonomy places the organism in Eukaryota, Fungi, Ascomycota, Sordariomycetes, Glomerellales, Glomerellaceae. The record is from RefSeq and is a predicted model, not a curated record. Gene Ontology annotation, cellular component: exon-exon junction complex; nucleus. The transcript is spliced from 6 exons. Gene Ontology annotation, biological process: RNA splicing. Bases 27 to 602 code for a protein of 191 amino acids.
AAGCACCGCGGGCUAGGCUGGGCUGGAUGGAGACCAUCCCGCUUUUCCUUGCAUUCCCAUCUCCAGCCUUGCAGCUCGAGGACAUCAGCCGUGACAUUUCACCGACAUUGCCAAUUGUCGCCAACACUUUUGUCACGAUGGCGGCCCCCAACGACCAAUUCUACCUCCGCUACUACUCCGGUCACUCUGGGCGAUUCGGACACGAGUUCUUGGAGUUCGACUUCCGCGUUGUUGGCGAUGGACGGAGCGCAGUCGCGCGUUAUGCGAACAACUCAAACUACCGAAAUGAUAGUCUGAUUCGCAAAGAGAUGUGCGUCAGCGCUCUCAUUGUCGACGAGAUCAAGCGCAUCAUCAAGACGAGCGAGAUUCUAAAGGAAGAUGACUCAAAGUGGCCACAAAAGAACAAGGACGGACGUCAAGAGUUGGAGAUUCGGCUGGGCAACGACCACAUCUCCUUUGAGACGGCCAAGAUCGGCUCACUGGUUGACGUGACAGAGUCCGCCGACCCUGAAGGCCUGCGCGUCUUCUACUACCUGGUGCAGGACCUGAAGGCGCUGGUGUUCAGCUUGAUUGCGCUGCACUUCAAGAUUAAGCCCAUCUAGAAGGGGGAUAUAUCGAAGAAGUUGAAGAAGGCGUCGGGCUAAUUUGGGCGGCAAACGACAAAUUACUUGGAGAUACCCCUGAGAACUGGGCCCGCAUCUGUUCUCCUCUUCUCGUGCGAGAACGCUACGAGCCGGCUACGAGAACGUACCAUGACGAAUGAGCCCGCAUGUGACCUGCGGAACGACUACUGUUUUCUGGAAAAAAAAAUGCAUGAUGCUGCAAGUCGGGUGCAUGGAGGAGGGGUCUUGGGCCCUUCAGCUCAGACGACGAGCUGGCGAACGGACAGACGGGCUGGCGGGAAAUUAGACAGCCCUGCUGGUCGUCCCUCAUACGAGGUCAGACUCGGGGAGACCAGACUGCAUGGCUCCUGGUCAUGUGUUGUGAGGAAAAAAUAACGAGAUACGGUCUUCACUAUUGAUGCACGCACGCGC